Molecule: messenger RNA, 833 nt
Organism: Panicum virgatum (switchgrass)
Lineage: Eukaryota; Viridiplantae; Streptophyta; Magnoliopsida; Poales; Poaceae
Product: heavy metal-associated isoprenylated plant protein 28-like
Exons: 2
Coding region: 213-587 (124 amino acids)
Molecular function (GO): metal ion binding
Source: RefSeq, a predicted model, not a curated record
AGCGACGGAGAUGAUGCCAUGGCUAGGCCCGUGCGCACAUGCGUCCCGUCCAUGCCCAGGAUGGAUAUGCAAAGGAUGAUCCCAUGAUCCACUCUCAUGGCGUCGCCUUUUGGCGCCUGUAUAUAAACGCUCCCCUGCCGUUCCUGCGGGCUAUCUGCACACCGAGCUCUGAGUAAGCGUUCCAGUUUCGGAGGUAGCUUUGCUAAGGUCCAAUGGCGGACAUGCAGAUCGUCCUGUCCGGGAGGAAGAUCGAGGCGCAGUACGUGGAGAUGAAGGUGCCGCUCUACUCCUACGGGUGCGAGAAGAAGAUCAAGAAGGCACUCUCGCAUCUGAAAGGGAUACAUUCGGUGCAGGUGGACUACCACCAGCAGAAGGUGACCGUGUGGGGGAUCUGCAACCGCGAGGACGUGCUCGCCGCCGUCCGGAAGAAGCGGAGAGCGGCGCGGUUCUGGGACGGCGACGAGCUGCUGGGUCCCGGAGAGCAUGCGCCGGCGCCCGGAGACGCUCCCAAGCAGUACCUGGCGGCGUUCACCGCGUACAGGUUGAGGAAGUCGUGGAAGAAGCUGUUCCCGCUGAUCCGACUGUAAAAUUCUGGCCGUGAGCGUAUUAGCUUUUUCUGACAAGUGGAGGCGUAUUCCGCGAGCGAAUUGGUCGCAAGGAAUGGCAAAAGCGUUGUAACGGUAGCGGGUGCGUGUUGAUAUCGAACAAAUCUGCUGCGGGUUACAGUCUUAUAGACGUGCGAAUCACAACGAUAUACCGUUUGCAUGCACGGAUCAAAUGCAGUUCGAUCAGGCAUCAUAGUUCGUUGGGUGGACACAAACGAAGUUGGCAAA